Molecule: messenger RNA, 714 nt
Organism: Haemonchus placei
Lineage: Eukaryota; Metazoa; Nematoda; Chromadorea; Rhabditida; Trichostrongylidae
Source: the annotation of a GenBank genome assembly
AUGGGAGGAGCAUCAUUACACGCUCUGUCCACAACGCUGCCAGUCAACACAAGUGAGGACGACCUCAAUAAGGUCCGUGAGACUCUGAAUUUUUCGCAAAAGAAAAAGGACUUGAUCGCGAAAGAACAUCCUGUGUUUAGAGGAAUCCAACAUACCGCGGGGUCGGGAACAACAACAUCUUCUGUCACAGAUAUUGAUUGGGACGAAGACAAAUUGUGUCUCAACACAUCAAGCAAAGAAUUUCCGCCUGCUAUCGAAGGAGAGGAAUUGGACAAGUUCCAACUAACAGGCCCAAUCCUCUUCAUGGCUGCUACUCAUUCGAUUGAUCUGCCAAUUACUUACGCGCAGCUUGCGGACGUUAUUGUGGUUCAUUUUUGUAAUUUUGCAGGAUACUCCGCAGGAGAGUACGUUGCCGGCAAAAAGAUGUUGACCGAAGAACACAGAACUCCUUAUGUGACCAACUACACUAAAUACACAUGGCCAGGUUACAAAGAGUUUCAAUCAAAGGUUCGUGGUGAUUUUAUGAAACGACUCAAGUCAAGAGACUACGAAUGCUUUGACGACCUUUUCACAAUUUAUAAGACAUCAAGACCUGCAUCACCAAUAGAAGACUCGAUGAAACCAGGACCAUCAUCUGCACCAGAUCCGAAACCGUCAGUCCGAGACGCGCAUGAUUCAAUAUUCCCGGGCUCAUCACAACAAAGUUUACCAUGA